Messenger RNA from Syngnathus typhle (broad-nosed pipefish), 4635 nucleotides. RefSeq names its product excision repair cross-complementation group 4 (gene ercc4). Gene Ontology annotation, cellular component: nucleotide-excision repair factor 1 complex. Lineage: Eukaryota; Metazoa; Chordata; Actinopteri; Syngnathiformes; Syngnathidae. Gene Ontology annotation, biological process: nucleotide-excision repair involved in interstrand cross-link repair; resolution of meiotic recombination intermediates; double-strand break repair via homologous recombination. The record is from RefSeq and is a predicted model, not a curated record. The transcript is spliced from 12 exons. Bases 1820 to 4447 code for a protein of 875 amino acids. Gene Ontology annotation, molecular function: single-stranded DNA endonuclease activity; damaged DNA binding; single-stranded DNA binding.
UUUCUUCCUGGAUAAUCGUGCCAAGUUUUCAUGGUUCAAUAAAUAAUCCAUUGACAGUGCUUCGGUACAUGCUUUACACUUACAGCUCAGAAAAAAACAGUUUCAACCCAUGCUGAGUUUUUUUUUUUUUACUUUCAAACACUGUGACUGUUUAUUGGCCUUUAGAAAGAUGCCUCACUUUACUAUUCAGGUACGUGCAGCAUUGUCACUUUCAGUUCUGGUUUUCGAAUUCACGUGACACUUUUUGUCUGUGGCCUUUUCAAAAUGCACAAUAGCUCCAAAAGCAUCACUGUGUCAACUCUCUUCAGUAAAUGGUGAGAAAUGUGACAGUCAGUUAUUUUGUCACUUUUCUAGACAGAUGCAAAGUCUGAUACGAACAGAUGCACUGGGAGUCCAGACAAAAUACUCCAAAAAAAAAUGCAGGUGUUAUGAAUGCAAGUUGUACAUCCAAAUAAUCAGCCUGGUGGCACCAAGCCUGGUGACAGAGUGAGCCAUCUGGGCAGCAGAUAGCCGGUGACGGUCCACAUCCAUUUCUGUGGCCUGCCCUCUGGGCUAGCAGCCAGCUGGAUGGGGGGGAUUAAAAUUUAAGUGGCAUGUUUUGAUGAUUCGGGGAUUUGGUGGGGUCAACUGGUCACGGGAUUUGAUGCGGCUGCCAAGUGAAAAAGCUAUUGGCAAAUAUUUCACUUGAUUGUGAAUAUCCCGUCAGUCAACAUUAGCUCGGCACAUCUUCUCGAUGGCCGCCCGGUCGCUAAUGGGGCCAUUAUGCCGAGCAAUAAACAAUGUACCAUUAUCACAGGAGAUGCAAGCUAAUGAUACCUUAAAGUGUCAGAUGCUAAGCGGCGGUGAAAUUCACUCGUCAUAAUUAUAAUAUUCUUUCUCAAGUAAGGAUCAGGAAGGGAGUCUCCCCAAAAGAAUCCCUCUGUGUGUUUAUGGCCACCAUUGCAUGCCUGUAACAUGUUGACAAUUCCAUUUUAAUCUGUUUUUGUAAUUAGCCAGCCAGCACCAAAAUAAAAGCCGAGCGAUUUAAAGAGGGAAAAAUCCAAUCAAACAUGCUUCUCAUGACACGUUCGCUGAUGGUGUAGACGCCGAGUGCAGAGAGACAAUUACCCUUUUUACGCACACUGCCAAGUACACAAACACAAACUAGGUGCGACACACACACACACAUAUGCUGGCAUCACAAUGCUAAUUAAUCCACAUAUCUGUUCCCACACAGGACAUCCUUGGCUUUCAUCCCAUCCUCAAUUAGAUUGAACUUCCAACUGCUCUGUUAGUGUUUGGAUUAGGCGGCAUUAUGAAGGAAUUCGAGUGUUUGAAAUCCUGCCUUGCCUUUGACCUCCUGCAUCAAGCAUUUGACAGCUAUUUGGCUUUAAGAAGGAAACGUGUGUGUUGCGGUAUUUUAGUGUGCAAGAGCUUGUGUUUAUUCAUACGUGUUGGUAAAAGCUUCCUUAUGUUGCUAUGUGUUGUCAUGACCUUACGUCACACUCCUUAACUCUUCUUUUUCGUACGCCAUCGAGCGAGAUACGGGUCAAAGCAAGAGCGAGGGAUUCUUUGAAUGUCCCCUUCUCAAGCCUUUUUCUGAAUCUGACAGUAAAUAACUUGAGUGUGAAUCAUCACUGAUGUUUUUUUUUUUUCUCCUUUCAUAUUUUGUGCUGUAUGCUAAAAAUUCAUGUUAAACUGGGAAAUGGGAAUAUUUGAAUCUAAUAUGAGGAUCUCUUCCUACCAGCUAAGCGGACUCUCCGGGAAGUCUCUGCUCAAGAUGAAAAUCUCCUUAUGAGCCAUCUUGAGCAGUGACGGGUUGCUCGUGGUGGCGGAGGGAAUGGGGAUAGACCGCAUUUUGCUGCAGUUCAUGCGGGUCUACUCGGAACAAGGCAGCCUGGUCCUACUGCUUAACACUACCACCCCCGAACAGGAGUAUUUCACGGAGCAGUUGCGAGUGGAGGGUGUGACCCACUUGCCGAGAACGGUGACCAGUGAGGUCCAAGGCACCGAGCGGUACAACGUGUACACCGAGGGAGGAGUCUUGUUUGUCACCAGCAGGAUCCUGGUGGUCGACUUCCUCACCGACCGCAUACCUGCUAAUCUUAUAUCAGGCAUCCUGGUGUACCGCGCUCACAAAAUUAUCGAGUCGUGUCAGGAAGCAUUCAUCCUGCGACUGUUCCGACAGAAGAACAAGACGGGCUUCAUCAAAGCCUUCACUGACAAAGCCACGGCAUUUUCUUCGGGCUUCUGCCAGGUGGAGCGUGUGAUGAGGAACCUCUUUGUCAAGAAACUAUACCUUUGGCCCAGGUUCCAAGCGUCAGUAAACACAGCACUAGAAAAACACAAACCUGAUGUGGUGGAGCUCCAUGUGUCACUGACUCCCUCCAUGAGGGCCAUCCAGAGCUCCAUCCUGGACAUCAUGGGCGCCUGUCUGAAGGAGCUGAAACGUUACAAUCCCACUUUAGAGGCGGAGGAUCUCUCCUUGGAGAACACGCUGAGCAAUGCCUUUGAUAAGACCAUCCGCCAUUACUUGGACCCCUUGUGGCACCAGCUGGGAGCUAAGACCAAGGCACUGGUCCAGGACCUGAAGAUGCUGAGGGUUCUGCUGCAGUACCUCACCCAGUACGACUGUGUCACUUUCCUUAAUCUGCUCGAGUCCCUCCGCUCCAGCCAAAAGAACUUUGGCUCCAACUCAGGGUGGCUCUUCUUGGACUCCAGUACAUCCAUGUUUGUUAACUCCAGGUCCAGAGUGUACCACAUCCCAGAAAACAAGAAGAAACUUAAAGUCGGCGCUGAAGCGGAGAAAAAACAGCCACCCACUGUUUCAGAGGUGAAGCGAGUUUUGGUGCUGGAGCAAAGCCCAAAGUGGGAAGCUCUGACUGAGGUCCUGCAGGAAAUUGAGAAAGAGAACAAGAACUCCCAGCAUGAACCAGGUCGCGUUCUCAUCUGCGCCAGCGAUGACAGGACGUGCGCUCAACUGCAGCGGUACAUCAGACACGGCGCCGAGCGGCUCCUGAAAAGACUGUACAGCCGCACCGUCGGCAAACAAGACCCGUCGAACGCCUCUGCUUUUGAGUUGGCGAAAUGUAAAAAAGACAAGGGCUUUCUCAAAGGCGGCUCCAAAGGAAAAAAUGGAAGGAACCCCAGAGGCAAAGAGCAGAAAAAGAAACCGGGCAAAGCCAAAAGCAGACCCUCUCUGACCUUGACUCAGAUGAUCGGCAAAGAGCAGACAGUUGUCGAAACGGCGGUGAUGGGCAGCAGUGAAGAUGAGGAGGACUUUGGCGCAGAAGAUGAAAUGGGGGAGGAAGACGCUCCAAAGUUGGACUUGUUAUCAGACGCUUACUACGCCGUUCUGAAGGAGCCUCUGAUGGUCAUUCACCCGCUGAGGGGCUGCACGGACCCACACAGCCUGACACGGGUGCUCCAUGAGGUGGAGCCCAUGUUUGUGGUGCUUUACGACGCUGAAGUCAGCUUCGUGCGACAGCUGGAGAUCUACAAAGCCUGUCGACCUGGAAAGCCGCUCAGGGUGUACUUUCUCAUCUAUGGCGGCUCAACAGAGGAACAAAAAUACCUGACCGGGCUGUCAAAGGAGAAGAAAGCCUUUGAACAUCUCAUCAGGGAAAAGGCAACCAUGGUCAUCCCAGAGGAGAGGGAAGGCCGAGAAGACACCAAUUUGGACCUCGCUAGGAAUUUAGAGCCUGCUAAUGCCACCACCAACACUCGCAAAGCAGGAGGUCAAGAUCAGCCUAAAGAGCCCUCGCGAGUCAUCGUUGACAUGCGCGAGUUCCGCAGUGAGCUUCCCUCCCUCCUCCACCGCCGCGGCCUCGACAUCGAGCCCGUCACUUUGGAAGUCGGCGACUACAUCUUGACUCCGGAUAUCUGUGUGGAGCGCAAGAGCGUCAGCGAUCUGAUCGGCUCAUUGCAGAGCGGCCGCCUCUACACCCAGUGCCUGUCCAUGAACCGAUAUUACAGGAAACCCGUGUUGCUCAUCGAGUUCGACCCGGCCAAGCCCUUUUCUCUCAUGGCCCGCUCGGACUUCCGCCACGAGAUAUCGUCCAAUGACGUUUCCUCAAAACUCACCUUGCUCACGUUGCAUUUCCCACGCCUCCGCAUUCUCUGGUGCCCCUCGCCGCAUGCCACGGGCGAGCUUUUUCUCGAGCUGAAAAAAGGUCGCAAUGAGCCGGACGCCGCCGCGGCUCAGGCGGUCACAGCCGAAUCAGACGCCGUGGCCGAAUCGACAGAGCUUUACAAUGCCGGGCCGUACGACUUCUUGCUCAAGAUGCCGGGAGUCAACGUGAAAAACUUUCGAGCGCUCAUAAGAAAUGCUGAAAGCUUGGCAGAUUUAGCCAGACUGAGCCAGGACAAGCUAGCAGAAAUACUUGAGAAUGCAAAUAACGCCAAGGCGCUUUAUGAGUUCUUGCACAAUGUUGCAGAUGUUCAAACUCCAGCGCAAAAGACCAAAUAACUUUCUAAUAUAGACUUUUUAAAAUGCAUUUUUCAUUACACAUUAUGAAGUAUAUUUGUGCAAGUAUAAAUAAUAAACUAAAACAUUCAACUGUUGAAAAAGCCCUUUAAAACAUGAGGGGGGAUCUUGCCAAAGAGGUUGAGUUCAAGUAGUAAGUAGUAGAAGUAAACAACUCUUGUUUAUAUUUA